Messenger RNA from Chara braunii, 3826 nucleotides. The record is from the annotation of a GenBank genome assembly. Lineage: Eukaryota; Viridiplantae; Streptophyta; Charophyceae; Charales; Characeae.
AGACGGAGAGCCGAAGAGACAGAGAAGGCAAGGGCAUAGUCAAAGAAGGAGGUGACUAAAGAAGUGAGCGGGAGUUAGGGUACAGGAGGAGGAGGUGAUGAAAGCGAGCGGAAGCGGGAGGGGGAGGGGGAGGGGGACAUGUGUCUGAGACGAGACGGAGAGCCGAAGAGACAGAGAAGGCAAGGGCAUAGUCAAAUUAGGACUCUUUUGAGGGAAUGUGUUCGCGAAUGCGGACCAAUACGUCCACUAAGCCCAAGCGUGAUAGAUAGAUAGAUAGAUAUAGAUAGGUAGAUAGAUAGAUUGAUUGAUUGAGAGAGAGAGAGAGAGAGAGAGAGAGAGAGAGAGAGAGAGAGAGAGAGAGAGAGAGAAAGAGAGGGUUGGUCAGAGCACGACGAUCGAAGGGUACACUAAAGAGGAACGUGACUAAAGUCCCCUCAAUGAAGUGUGGCUGAAGAACUUGCAGCGUUUGGUGGUCUUUGAGUAGCUGCUGUGCGGUUUGGCCAUACAACGGCUAUUCGCUUUCUUGAUGCACGGGAGACGCUGACGGUUCUUGCAAUCGAGCUUUUGUCCGCCGUUCGUAAAAAGGGCUCCGCGUAACGGACGAGAAGGCAGGCGGUUAAAUCAGAGACCCUUGGAAAGCCCUCACCUCAUCAUGGGUUUCAUAGGUAAGCAUGGGCAGCAGACCCUUCGAAAGUACAAAUAUAGUGGAGUCGAUAGAUCGAUAAUGUCCAAGCAUAUUUUUCAGCCUUACUGGGUUCGCGUAGUCAAAUUGUUCCCCAUCUGGAUGCCCCCUAAUUUGAUCACCCUGACAGGAUUUUUCUUUGUAGUUGGUUCGACGCUGUUGAGUUACCUGUAUGCUCCACAUUUAAACACCGAGGGCCCGCGGUACCUGUAUCUUGUCCAAGGCAUCCUUUUGUUCUUGUACCAGACCUUUGACGCUGUGGAUGGGAAACAAGCACGACGCACGAACUCCUCGAGUCCGCUCGGAGAGCUCUUUGACCAUGGUUGUGACGCCUUGGCUUGUGCUUUCGAGGGCCUGGCAUUCGGCACGGCGCUGAUGAUCGGCCGAAACGUCAUUUGGCUGUGGGCUGUUGCCAUUAUACCGUUCUACUUUGCGACCUGGGAAACUUUCCAUACGGGCACUCUCACUCUGGGGGAGAUCAAUGGGCCGACGGAGGGGCUGUUCCUUACGUAUUCCGCGCAUCUUUUCACCGCCCUUGUCGGUCCAAGGUGGUGGACUCUCGAUUUCAAAGAGGCGCUUCAUCUUCCAGACAGUCUAAACUUUCUCCCGGCAUUUCAGUUGAAUACCCUGGUGAUUGUUCUGAUGAUGAUGUUCGCAGUAAUGCCCACGGUCCUCUCAAAUAUAUCGAACGUGAGCAAAGCUGUACAGUACUCGAAGGAAGGAAGCAUGCAUGAGGCCAUCUUGUUGCUCCUUCCGUUUACCGCGCUCUGCUCGAUUGUCUCAGUUUGGGCGUGGGUGUCGCCUUCCGAUGUGCUUGGAAACCAGCCAUAUUUGCUAAUUCUUGGCACAGGUUUUUCUUUCGGUUUCCUCGUUGGGCGUGUCAUCCUUGCGCACCUCACCGAUGAGCCGCGGGGUUUGAAAACCAGCAUGUGCAAGGCGCUUCUUCCUCUGCCUUUCGCUCUUGCGAACGCCCUGUCUGCCAAGCUGCUGAAUGGGAGUCCUUUGUUCGAUGAGUUCUGGGUGCUCGUUGGGUUCGCGGCGUACACCUUUGGCCUGUACUUGUAUUUUGCGAUGAGCGUCAUUUCCGAGAUAACGUCGACAUUGGGGAUCAAGUGCUUCAGCACCAAAAAGGAUCUGCAUCGACAGGCAUGACUAUCCGAGGGUUGCGAGGUGCUGGUCGAGCCCGGGACUCCUUGUUCGUAACGGUUCUUCCCGCCUUCUGCUUGGCAGCUCGCGCUCUUGGGUUUCCGGAGCGGGAAGGAGAGGAGAAGGUAAAGGAGGGAAAGACCAGCAGCACUCCUUGAGGUGAGGACAGAGAGUGAAGCCCUCGCAAAUUCAAGUGUCGGGAGCUGCUGAGUGUGCCUGGCGACAUCGUGCCACCCAUAUCUUACCUUGUUUCGCUCUCCGUUUUUCGUAGUUUCGUGUUCUUGGAGUUGCUGAGCAGGAAAGAGGAGGGGAUCAUAAGGAGGUAGAGGAAGACAGCACUUCGUUCCGUCAUUCGAAUAAAGCUUGCCGGUCGAGGAGAACCUGAAUUGAUGUGUACGUUGCUUCUGACGUCUUGUUAUUGGCAAAUGCUGGGGAGUUGCUGCAGCAGCCUUAUACAAUUCACUAGGUACUUCUCUGCUGACCCAUGUUCGCCUGAUUAUUUUAUUUCUAUUCUCAUCAGUCAAUGCGCCGUCGUCCAGGUGUGAAGUUAGGUGCUUUUGCUGAGUGGAUGAUAGUUGGGCCCCGUGCUCGCCGGGCGUGAACUGAGCCAACUGCAGGUAGACAUGUUUGAGUACAUUGUUAUGUGUGCAGGCCGCUCCCGUCACGCUCGGGCGCUGCAUCGCUCUCAGCUUUACCCACGCUUGUGUGCUGGACUGUCGUCCGACUCAGGAGGUCCUGCCGAAGAGAAGAUGGUUGCAUCGUUGGUUGCAUUGUCGCCGAUCUGUUUGUUCGUCAGCGGGGUUGUGCAUUCUCUGGCGAGAAGUCUCUGAUUAUUUUCAGCUGCUCAUUGGUUAGCGUGGGUGGAGAAGAUCGUGGGGGCUUUCUUCUCUGCUUCGGCCCUGUGGAUGUGGGGAAGUAAGUGCGCUGUCCUCCUUUUCGCAAUGCCCACUGAGUUCUAAUUUUCAUCUCUGCUCCUUCGAAAUGAUUAUCAUCUGUGCGCGACUAUUUUGCGUGUGCUAGCAUUGUUGGAUUGUUUGUUUUUGUAUCUGAAUUGUUAAGUUGUUUUGCACGAUUACUGAUUAGAGGUUCUGGAUCUCAGUAGCAUCACUUGAGAUAGGCUAGAAAAAAGAGGUGCAGAACCGUUAGAUUGAUUUAUCUGUACAUCUACUAGAUUAUGCUGGCGGCAUGGCUCCCGGCAUGUGGGAAACUCCCUGGGUGAUUUUCCAUUUGCUUUCGGGCCCCCUAUGACCAUUUAAGUGAUGGAAUGAAUGUAUGGCUAAUCAGCCUCCUAUAUAGCACGGUCAUCACCUUGUUGUUUCUGUGUAGCGAGUCCAUGGAUGCGAGGUGAGGCUUUUCUAAGCAAUGGACAUUGUUCACGCCUAUUGCUCGACUUUUUGACAUGUGGAAGCGAGGCCCCGGAUGCGAGGUGAGAUUUUUCUUACGCAAUGGACCUUGUUUUCACACGUAUUACUCGACGUUUAGACAUGUUUGAGGAAGGAAGUGACAUCCCAGGAAAAAUACUUCAGCCCCAUGGAAGGGGGGAGACAUACUUUUGGCUACUCAGCUCUCUUACCGCUGUCAUCAACUUGAAGUCUCUCUCUGUCUUUAGUUAUGCCUGGGAAGACCAUGGGAAGACAGGUGGCAGAUUCUCUGGGGAUGGAUUUUAGAUCGCUCGUGCCAGGUGUAAAGAGCGCAGGAAUCGCUCUCGGCUUCCGUCAGGCUAGAACGAGCGGAGGACGAGGACGUAUGUUUGGCUAUAACAAGCUCCUAUCGUGGCCAUCAACUUGUUCUCUCUCCUAAGCGAGUCCUCGGAAGACAGCUGACAACUCUAGGGAUGGACUUCAGGUCACUUGCGUCUUUAGUAUGUCGGGAAAGGAAUAUAUAUGUUGUGUGUGUGUGUGUGUGUGUGUGUGUGUGUGUGUGUGUGUGUGUGUAUAUAUCUAGGACUAACGCUUGCCAGUCGUGAUCAGUGCGGGAAUCGCUGCCAGCUAAGGUUAA